AUAAAAUUAAAAAGCACGUACUGGUCGACAUGCAUGUAUACAUUGUAUACUCUAAUGAUACUGAUGUAUGACAGGAAAUGAAGUUGGAAGUCACUGAUUUGAAAAAUGAAUUGAAGAGUGAAAGAGAAGAGAGAAUCAAGUUGGAGAGUUUGACGACAAAAGUUGCUCAACUUGAAAACGAUUUAGCAGACAUUAGCAACACAAUAUCGAAUGAAGCUACAUGUUCCAACAGCACUAAAGGAACAAUGAAAUAUAACGAGAAAGUAAAGGAAGUCGAGUAUUGUAACACCAGCCACUGGUCGACUCUACUGUCAUAUUUGGUUCCUGGCAGCUCGUCUUUGCUGCCUGAGUCAACCUGUAAGCAGAUAGCUCUCAGGCAUAAUUCAUCCUUUCGCAAUGGACAAUAUUGGAUUAGACCAUCUUCUAACGAUCCACCAUUUCAAGUAUUCUGUGAUACGAGUGAAGGUUGGACAUUGGUCAUGAAGAUAGAUGGUAAUCAACAAACGUUUGACUACCACAGCGACUUGUGGUCGAAUGAGGAAACAUUUCAACCAAAUAACUUGGAUUUGGAUGACGAAGAAACGAAACUGGCUUCGUAUUGGACACUACCAUUUACUGAACUUCGUCUGGGAAUGAAAGUAAAUGGAACGAUCAGAUGGAUCACCUUCAGCUAUACCGCAUCGUCUCUCUACAGUCUUAUUGCUGAUGGACAGUACAGAAACACGAGUAUUGGUGAGAGUAAGUGGAGAAGUCUAUUGCCAACGUCAUCUCUACAGAGAAAUUGCAACAAGGAAGGAUUCAACGUUCGAAGUAACCACUCACAUUAUGGACCAAUAUCCGCACGAGCACGUCUAGGAUUUCUUGCUAAUAACGAAGAAAACGAUUGUGAUUCUCCAGACUCUUUCGUUGGUUUUGGAACAUCGUACAUGGAUGAUUCGUUGGCGAGAAAUAGUGUUGGAAACUUUGCGUGCUGCCUUCCAGACAAUGGUGAUGUAAACAUCAAAGUAGUUGGCUACAUCAUGGCACGUUGAGCUAGACACUAUACACACUCAGUUUGUGAAUUAACGUCUAGACGAAUGUCAUUUACCCUUCUAUGUAGCAACUACUAUACAUAUAGCAA
Messenger RNA from Corticium candelabrum, 1120 nucleotides. RefSeq lists its product as uncharacterized. The coding region runs from base 78 to 1031 and encodes 317 amino acids. The record is from RefSeq and is a predicted model, not a curated record. Gene Ontology annotation, molecular function: oligosaccharide binding. The transcript is spliced from 5 exons. Lineage: Eukaryota; Metazoa; Porifera; Homoscleromorpha; Homosclerophorida; Plakinidae.